GCUGUAAAUCUUGAGCAAUCCACAUGAGUUUAACAAGAUUCGUCUUGAAACUAAACUAUCGCGACGAGUGCGUCCGAGUACGACCGGAGCCGCAGUACUGUACGAGGUUCACCCACAUCUUAGAGUACAUCAAGGAGACCUGGCCGGAGCUGUCCAGGGCCGACGACUUCAGUGUUUACUACUACGAUGAAGCCGGCGACCGUUGCACCCUCAACGAGAGGACCCUCCCUGACUGUCUUAUGCUGCUAGGGGAGCGCAAUGCUUAUAGAGUCACUGAGGAGCUGCCGGUCCUCAUAUUGGACAUUGAACGCUAUCGUGGACGUCGUCCCCUCCCUCCACCGCUGUGUAGACCACCUCAAGUGAUGGAGGGAGCCCCUUGGGGUAUCGAACAAAGGAUGGGCCGGCCCAUGAGGGCUCACUGUGAGCCGGUGUCCAAGGGCGGCUUUGAGGGAAUGCAGGUGAAGUCUGUGGUUCAUCAUGGGUUCGUGUGUGAUGGCUGUGAGAUGGACCCUUUAGUGGGAGACAGGUAUAAGUGCAACUACUGUGAUGACUUUGACUUCUGUUCGAAGUGUUUCGACAAGAGAUUGGUAUUGGGUCACAACCCUUUCCAUGCCUUCACCCGUUACAAGAUUCCGGAGAGGCCGGUCUUUGCAGCGACCAACAGCUGGUCCGAUAAGAACACUAUGACGGCCGCCUACUCUGUAGAGGAGAAGUCUGUUGGGGACGCUCCUGUAACGCCUCCGACCAAGUCCGUUGGGACUCUGCCGGAGCCCCAGGCUACUCGAGACGAGGGCGUCCAGUGGGGAGAGGUCAAGCAUUGUACACUUGCUGGACCUUGGGGCAGUAUGGACAUCUUCGUCGAUGGUCCUACUAGAGAAGACGGCCCUGUAUUGGCGACCGUGGGCCAGCCCAGUAUACCCUCAGGGGCCGGAGCUCGUGAUAGCUUCGCAGUGGAUGCUGGUGUGCACCUAGGCAUCGAGUGCGACUGCUGUGAAGAGCUGCCUAUUGUCGGCCCGAGGUACAAGUGCGCGGUCUGUCGAGAUUACGAUCUCUGUGAGGAAUGCUUUGAGUCCACGUGCCCAGCCAAGUCUCAUGACCAUCCGAGAAGCUCGUUCUACAAGCUAACUCCUCUGGAGACCAUCGAGAUGCGCAAAAAGUCGGGAGCUUGGACUGCCAAGUGUCAGCAGUCAGCAGCCCCAACGGUGGCUGUUCCCAUUGAGGAGGCAGAGACCUGUGGUGGGUCCAUGAUUGGACCGAUCGCAGUGGUCAACCCUGAGCCAGAACCCGUGGGGGUGGUCGAAGCUGCUGCUGCCGAGCCUGAGGUGGACGAGGAAAUUGAGAUGGAGACGCCCCCGGCUGAGAGCACCAAUGAUGGCACUGCUUCUGAGUCGGGGAGUUGGAUGGACCUGGGGGAAAUUGGAGAGGAUAUCAUGUCGGUUGGGACACCACGUUCUGACCAGUUCCAGAUUAUCCAAGCGUUUGAUGACGACUCGUUGGGAGAUGAGGUCGAGGUUCCGGAGGCAGAUGCUGGGAGUGUCACCGUGCAUAGCUUGGCUGAGGCUAUGGUACAUCAUGGAGUGGCCGAGAACAGGGCAAGGGCUGAGUUGGUGAUAAACCAGAUAUCCUCCAACGAAGAGCUCCGUGGAAAGCUGAGUGCGUUCCUGAGGGAGAUUCAAUGAUGAGCUCCGUGUCGAGUCCGAAUUUGCUAGUAGCAGCAUCUGUCCCUCUCGUCGUUGUGACUGGACAUUUUUGCAUUUCUGAGAGGUGGCAAGUUGAAAGUAUCAUCAUUUACCUUUUCAUUUCAUCCCAUGGUAGUUGUCAACCUAUUUUGAUAGUUGUGAUGGUAGUAUGUAGUAUGCCGUUUUCAUGGUGAUUAUGCUAGAGAGAGCGUCAGUCUGACAGACCGCUCCCUCUAGUCUG
Molecule: messenger RNA, 1920 nt
Organism: Perkinsus marinus ATCC 50983
Lineage: Eukaryota; Perkinsozoa; Perkinsida; Perkinsidae
Exons: 9
Coding region: 24-1679 (551 amino acids)
Molecular function (GO): zinc ion binding
Source: RefSeq, a predicted model, not a curated record